CACAAUAGCGGCGCUCCGCGGCUACCGACGGCGAUUAUUUGCUUAUCUCGUGGCCACCGCUUCGGAUAUCGAGGCAGCCUUAUCGGAGGAAAAAAUACCAGCCGAAGUACGGCGGCCACUACUCUUGUCCACAACGAGGCUCCUGCUGCUAGAAAGCAGCCAUGUUAUGACGUCAUCUUUUAACCGAGAGUCUGGUAGCAUGGUGGUGUCUUCGCUCGGAUUUGUUGUUGUUCUCGUCGUUGUCUUGUGCGUCGAAGGCUAUGAGGAUCAAAGAUCGACGGAGGCGUCUCCUACGCUCAAAUCUUCAAAGUGCAGAAUUUCAACGAAUGGUGACCGUGAGCUCAUCGCAACAACGGUGGGCGUUGACCAGUGCCUAUGCGUUACGGACAAGGACUCGUGUGACCCGCGGACGAAAUGUGCUGCGAAUCAAACGCUAGGAGUGUACCCUUCCGCAACUACCAUCACGGUGUGUCUUGCGGGUACCGCGUCGACUACCGAAAGUUCGACAGCGCCUACAAGUUCUACGCCUGCGCCUAUUCCUGCCCAACGUUCCUUGACCAAUAUAGCGGCAACAGAAAAUCCCGUGGCCGCUUCUACAUCUGACGCUACGACACUUCAACGUCGAAAGAAUACAGUUGCAAACUUGUCUCCUGAUGGAACUACGCAAUAUCAAACUUCCAAAGAUGAAAUUGGAGAUAUGGUUACGCUAGAGGGCACUACGAAAUCUGGCGAUGAUGUUACGGAAGGGUCGACAGUACUUGUGGUAGAAAGCACACUUGGAAGUACAGGUCAUCCCACAUCAGUUACAGAAGCUCCUGGUGAAGAGGCCACAACUUCCUCCCUCCUCGACGAUACCACAUUGCAAAGUACGACGACUUCACGAAAUUCCGAAGGUGGCAGAAGCAAAGAGCGCCAUCGAACUAAGAGGGGAACAGGAGGAGGAAAGGCGCAGAGAAAUAAAAGGGAAGCGACCAUCACAAGUGGAGCCAGGACUACUACACCUGAUGACGUUUCAGCUAACCCUAGUUCUGUGCAUGGCGACCCGACCACCACGCCCGUGAGCUUGACUAGUGUUACCCCUACAUCAGCUCCAGCUAAAACGACAAACCAGGGAGCUAAAAGUGGGACGUUCACAGUGAAAGAUGUUACUGAUCCUGGACGUAUGCCCACGUCGAUGACCACCGAUAUGUCACUACUUCCAAGAACGGAUGUGACCGCGACUGCUGGUUCGGAUGUGACUACUAAGAGCUGUUGGAGCCUGAGUGUACCGGAUCCUCCAGAAGAGCCCGCUUUGCAGCAGUCAGGCAACAACUCAAUUUUGGUGCGUUGGAACUGGCCCCGUAACCAGACUAACCUCUGGAUGAUCCUCACAUGGAAUGGCAGCAACGAAGACUACACUAACGAUUCAUCUUACAAGAUCCACUUGCAGCAGCCAUGGAGAAAGUGCAAUCUCACUUUAGGCCUGUGCAUUCAGAGAGAGGACGACCCAUGCGCGAGCUUCAUCUGCGGUGUCAAACGUGUUAUUUCCAUCUAUGCCGUACCUGAAGCGCCAGGACAACUGGAAUCCCUGAAUCAGAGUUCGGCCACAAAUUCUACUGUGGUCUUGACGUGGAACCUUCCUGAGCUGCUCUACCCUGAACUACAAUAUCGAGUGGAGCUCUAUUGGAUCAAUGGAAACGGAUCUACAAACGAGACCAUAUACGAAGUUGGCCCAUUCCUUCCCGGUAGCGAGAACAACGUUGAAGCGAGGCUUUGCGUCAGCGACGACGAAUGGGAAGCAAUCUGUGGCCCUGCAGUCAACAUAACCGUCCACACGCUUCCAGGAGCACCAAGUGCUGUCGAGGACUUAAAGGCCCUGACGGUGGGCAGCGAGUACAUCGAAACAGAGUGGUCAGCGCCCUCGGAAGCCAACGGUCCACUCGACUUCUAUCUGGUCGUCUGGGAAGAGAAUGCCAGUGUAAAGAUUGAUGUCCAAGGGAAACCCAGGGUCAAUUGCAACAUCACGGAACUACAACCAUGGACGAACUACAGCAUACACGUGACCGCAUGUAACAAUCUGCCUGCAGAGAAUGAAGACGUGUGCGGAGAACUGAGCACGCUUAACGUCCAGACGGACGCAGCUGCACCAAGUUCCGUGUCAGCGUUGAACGUCACUUCAACGGGAUCCACGUUCGUCGAUGUCGAGUGGGACGAGCCGAUGGUUAAGAACGGUCCAGUCUCUUUCUACUUGAUCAAAUGGGCGAGGUUCACCUACGACGACAGCGAGGAAGUGAAGGUGGACGGUGGCUACAGCUCCACCACGUACAACAUAUCUCGUCUGAAGCCCUGGUUGAUGUACACUAUCAGUGUCAAGGCAUGCAACGAGGACUUUGACAAAAAUGUGUUGUGUGGCGAAGAGGAGUUUCUGGACGUGAAGACCGCAGUUGAUGCACCAAGUUCCGUGACAGCGUUGAACGUCACUUCAACGGGAUCCACAUUCAUCGAUAUCAUGUGGGAGGAGCCGACAGAUGAGAACGGUCCCAUCACUUUCUACUUGAUCAAAUGGGCGAGGUUGACCUCCGACGUCAGCAAGGAAGUGAAGGUGACCGGUGGCAAAAGAUACACCACGUACAACAUAUCUCGCUUGGAGCCCUGGUCAAACUACACUAUCAGUGUCAAGGCAUGCAACGAGGACUUGGACAAGAAUGUGUUUUGUGGCGACGAGGAGUCGCUGACCGUGGCGACCGCAGUUGGUGCACCAAGUUCCGUGCCAGCGUUGACCGUCACUUCAACGGGAUCCACAUUCAUGGAUGUCAUGUGGGACGAGCCGACGGUUAAGCACGGUCCCGUCUCUUUCUACUUGAUCAAAUGGGCGAGGUCGACCUCCGACGACAGCAGGGCAGUGGAAGUGGCCGGUGGCGACAGCCCCACCACGUACAACAUAUCUCGUCUGAAGCCCUGGUCCAACUACACUAUCAGUGUCAAGGCAUGCAACGAAGACUUAGACGAGAAUGUGCUGUGUGGAGAAGACGCGUCUGUGACUGUGGCGACCGCAGCUGGUGCUCCAAGCGCACCGAGAAACCUUCGUCUGACGAACAUCCUUGACACCAGCAUGACAAUCGCGUGGGAGCGACCCGGUCAGGCCAACGGCCCCUUGGACGGCUACGAGGUCUCCUCUAGUAUUGACGGCAGUAGUCUGUCGUUUUCAAACAGUACGGACACGUCCGCAACUCUGACACAUCUGAAGCCCUACACGACGUACAAGGUUGUAGUGCGUGCGUUCAACGUUCAAGACGGCAAGCGACUCCUGGGAACGUCUUCAUCGUUAAAUGGAACAACGCAAAUUGGAACUCCUGGUUUACCGACCAGUAUCUUGGGCGAAGCAACCGCCAGCAGCUUGACCUUGUCCUGGAGAGCACCGCGAGAGCCGAACGGUCCCCUGGACGGCUACAACGUCACGUGGGCUGCCAAGGGCAAAGAAGAAAACCAUACCGUCACCAGUAUCGCCGAGAUAAUCAUCGAUAACCUAAAAGCGUACACCGUAUACCAAGUCAACGUGCGUGCCUUCAACAGGCUUCCCUCGGGAGAAGUUCUUGCAGGUGAAGAAGCCACUUGGGAGCAUACCACCUGCCCCGACGCCCCGUCAGCACCAACGAGCGUUUCUGCUAGUCCUGGAACGCGGACCAUUUCCCUGGAGUGGAGGGUUCCAGAAGUACUCAAUGGUGCCCUCAACGGGUACACCGUGCGCCUCGUCGAUGCUGAUGGUACUCACGUACAGCGUGAAGUGGACGUGCAAGGCACGCGGACUGUCCUGACGGGAUUGAAACCCUAUAGCCGGUACAACGUCAGCGUCGCUGCUUACAAUCUCUACAACUCCACGACCAAACUUAUUGGAGACGAAUACCGUACUCAAGUUCUCACAUUUCCAGAACCUCCCGGCCCCAUGAAAGACGUUCAAGUGACGGCUUAUAGAAACAACUCCGUGAGACUUUCCUGGAAGCUUCCUUCUGAAACCCGUGGGAAGCUCACCUCCUUUCUCCUAGAUGUUAACGACACAAAGGGCGAUGGCGUAACGGAACAGUACAAUUACUCGCUGCUCAAACUUUGUAAGGAAGGACAUUGCGAACACCUCUUCACUCGACUUCACGCCGAGUGUGAGUACCUAUUCGGUGUCCGAGCCAUCAAUGAAGGUGUACGACAGCCUGGAGCUCUGAAUGCACUCACCGUCACUAUUCCUCCGGGUGAUCCGCCCCAAGCGAAAAACAUCAGCAGCAGUGUGGAAGGUGGCAUCGCUUACCAGCCAUACAGUCAGUUCCUGUUUUCCAUGGCUCCAGACACAUUCAACGACUUCAACGGAGCCAUCGUCGCUUAUGAAGUGAUCGCCUCAGAGUCAUCUUGCAUCGGACAGAGUGUUGCCGGGAACCUAACAUGGGGUGACGUGACAUCGAAGGAUGCGGUACCUCCUUACCUAGCGUCUCCCAAAGGAUGGAAUCCGUUUCAACCAGGUCCUUCCAGAAGUUAUGAUCCGAUGGCUUGCAGUGUAUCCAACAGCAGAGCAGUCUGUAUCCUUGGUGCCCAGCACUGUCCUUCUAAUGCCCCGAUGCCCUGCAAUGGUCCACUGAAAUCAGGGAAAAGCUACGCGAUGUAUGUGCGAGGCUACACCGCCGGCGGGUCGAGGGCCACGGCUCCGCUACAUUUCUCCACGGAGCCACUGCCAGAAAAGAGUGAUGCUGGUGCCAUUGCUGGCGGUGUAAUCGGAGGUCUUAUUAUUGGACUCAUCAUCUUGGCUGCAGGCGUAUACUCCAAGCGGUUUCGCAUCACCAUUGGAAGACAAAAGUCGCAAUCCAACGGCAAUAUAAAAGCUGCACAGAUCACGGACUCCAGCGUCGAACUAGUCCACGUUUCAAGCUCCAAUGGCUUACCGAAGAAGGGAGAGCAGGCCGUUGCGGAGAAUGUAGCCAUGAGCCCGGAGGAGAGCACCAUCCCAAUCGUUCACAUACCCAAAGGACCCAUAAAAAAAAGCGAGUUCUCAGCGUACGUGGACGACAUGAUGAAAGACUGCGGCUACAAGUUCAUGGAUGAGUACGAGAGGCUGGUAGAGUUGAGUCCUCACUACCGGUGUGAUGCGGCGCGAGAACCUGAAAACAGCAAAAAGAACAGAUUCACCAAUAUACACCCCUUCGACAAGAAUCGCGUUCCCCUGUCGGAGAUCAACGGCGACCCGCACUCUUCCUACAUCAAUGCAAGUUUUAUCCAGGGCUUCAACGGUACCAGGGAGUACGUGGCAGCGCAGGGGCCCAACGUGACCACCAUAAACGACUUCUGGAGGAUGGUCUGGGAACACGAUGUUCGUUGCAUCGUCAUGCUGACGCAAUGCGUUGAAGGAAACAAGAAAAAGUGCGAGCGUUAUUGGCCAGAUGAGGAACAAAGUUACGGGGACGUUAACGUCAAGAAGGCCAGUGUCACGACGCACGAGGACUACACCGUCACUUUGUUCUCCAUAAAGUCGGAUGACUCGAGCCACUGGAGGGACCUCAAUCACGUGUUUUUCACUGGCUGGCCAGACCACGGGGUUCCGGAGACGCCUGACAAAUUGAUCGAAUUCGUUCGCGCAUGCCAGAAGUUCUUUGGCCCAAGGACUGGCAACCAACCACCCAUAGUUGUACACUGCAGCGCUGGCGUCGGUCGCACGGGAACCUUCAUCGCUCUCGACUAUCUUCUGCAGCUCCUGCAAGUGCAGGAGACGGUGCAUAUCUUCAGCCUGGUCCUGCAGCUCCGCGAGGGCAGGAGGUGUAUGGUUCAAAACGAGAGUCAGUACAUUUACUUGCAUAAAUGCGUCAAGGCUGUCCUUCAAGAGGAUGAAAAUGAUACGCCCAGCAGCAGCUCGCCAGACGAGCCAAUCUACGAAAACGUGGAUUCACUGCGAGACGUGAGAGCAUGACGACGCUUCGUGGACACACACACCUAGGAUGCUUUUUUUUUUUAAACUGUGUGUGAGCUCGGGCUGACAUGACGGUCUGCUGCGCGUCUUCAAGACAAUAGUGGUGGCUACUGACACUAAUCUGAUAUAGCGGCCGCGUAAGACUGAAAGUUCACGUGUUACUGACGCUCCAAGUACAACGGACUAUUCACACGCUUUUCAGCAACAUACGUUGAUCAUUCAGGAGUUGCGAUGCAGCAUAUAAGAGUACCCUUACGUGAUCUUACAGCCCAAACUGCUGGCCUGCACUAUUGCGUUUCAAUGCGUGCGACACUGAUCCGUCCGUCCGUCCGUCCGUUCGCGAACUUGGUUGGUUCAACAAGUUCAGCUUUUGGGCAUAGCGACGCAAGCACAAGCCAACGAGAAGACAGGCGAUGCCAGGAUAUAUCAAUUGGUUGUGCGACAGGAGUGCGUGUGAUUGGCUCCGUAGUCCGGUGUUAUGGGAUUACGAAGGACUUCUAGCAAACUGGCUUUGCAAUGGUGCGAACAUCAAUGUGAAAGGAAUGCGCGGACGCGGAUCUGUUCGAACGCAAUAGUGUGGAACAGCCUUAAACUGAGAGCCAGACGCGAGCCAGUUGAAGUGAUCUUGAAGUAAUCAUGAACGUGACAAAAAGUUUCAAACUGGCGCCAUGGUUUGACCCUGAUGGUAAAUUUUAAAGUUGCUUAUUAUAAGCAAGCUGACUGGAAUGUCAGCGUCAGCGGCUGUGACGCGCGAGUGCUGUUGAAGCAGAUGGCUGUGAUGGGCAAGGAGGACACUACGAGGAUGAGCGCACAUUAGUCAAAAGCGUCCAAGUAUAGAUACCGUAUGAUACACUGGUCGGAGUUGCACAAAGGGUCCCGCAAAUAUAGAGAAAAUUGUAUCUCCAAAGAUCUGACGCUAUUCUGUGACACGCUCGUCAAUUCCUGUUGCGUUAAAUUUCACCUUUUAUUAUUUUAUACGACUAUGAAUCAAUUAAGGAAAGACAGGAAAGAUUUCUCGUUUCCGGCUGUGGCGUGUUGUACGAGAAAUACCAUAAGUUCUUGCACAAGAACGGUGAUCAUAGGUGACCUGUAGCACGCGACCUUAGACUUGCAGAAUCCUACUUACGGGACCUCGUAAGAGAAUGAGUGAGGUUGAACCCAUCGGCGGGAGGAGGCUCCACUCAUGGCUGCUCACUACGUGGGACGUCAGGCGGCAGAUUGAUUGAUUGGAAAAUACGUCGUAUAACACUGGUUGCCAAGAAUCAGUGAACAAUCACCAUGAUGUCUUAGGGAGUCUUCGAAAUUUGGAUUUGCACCGAAGCUACGAAAGAGUGUGCGCCCCACUGGGAGGUGGAAUAGAUGUAUUUUAUAUAUUCGUGGAGUGCAGCUUCGAUUCCUUCGAUGAUUUCGAUAUGUUAGCUGCUUUCUAUUGACCAUAUCUGUGAUGCUCUAGUCUGAUCUGUGUAAAUAAAAGCGAUGCCUCAUA
Ornithodoros turicata is the source of this 7406-nucleotide messenger RNA. RefSeq names its product phosphatidylinositol phosphatase PTPRQ-like. Gene Ontology annotation, molecular function: protein binding; protein tyrosine phosphatase activity. Gene Ontology annotation, biological process: protein dephosphorylation. The transcript has 29 exons. Lineage: Eukaryota; Metazoa; Arthropoda; Arachnida; Ixodida; Argasidae. The record is from RefSeq and is a predicted model, not a curated record. Bases 167 to 5920 code for a protein of 1917 amino acids.